This is a messenger RNA of Hymenoscyphus albidus, 2354 nucleotides long. NCBI's taxonomy places the organism in Eukaryota, Fungi, Ascomycota, Leotiomycetes, Helotiales, Helotiaceae. The record is from the annotation of a GenBank genome assembly.
AUGCCAAGAUAUUUCAAAGUAAGGCGCGUCAUCCUCAAGUCGCGCUCUCACCAACAGGAAGUCACGACCAGAACAGCAACUCAACACAACGUAAAAAAUGGCAAGAGCGACCGCUUCGUCCCAAUUGAGGGCUCCACUAACAUGCAUAUAGGCUCCUUCUUCCCAAAUACUGAAAAGACAGCGUUCUCGGCCUUCAGAUUGGUGGGCUGCGAACCCCGCUGUCGUCGAAUCCCCAAAACCAACGCCAGCACGAACGACUGCACCAAAAACCACCCCAAAUAAUAAGACUAAGAGGGCUCCGGCGAGAAGGAAAUCUUUGCCUGUUGCUCCGAGCACUUUGCCUAGUUCUCAUGUCGAAGAGACGAUAGCUAUCGCUCCAAAGGAGGUGCCCGCAUCAUUGAAGAGGAAAAGGUCUAGGCCUAGUGAGUGGUGGGCUGCGAAUGCGGGUUCCUCUGCUGGGGAAGAAAAGUUUGUUGGUGCAGUAGGUUCGCAGGAGAGGUCUGUCAAAAAGAAGAGAUCAUCGCUACCAGUUGAUGGUCAUACAGUUUUUUCACAAACGAAGACAGACACAAUAUUAAAGAAGACACCAGUCAAGAAGAAAGCCAGAUUGUCAUUACCAAUCGUCCUGGAACCAGCAGCAGAGCCGGAGCCGAGUUCAAGCGCGCUGAAGAGGCACAGAACAAGGCCGAGUGAGUGGUGGGCUGCGAAUCCCGUUGCUUUCGAACCGAGUCCAAAAAACCCAGCACAGAUUAUGUCAACCGAAGCAGCGAAACCGAAAAAGAAGACGAGGUUCUCGUUACCUGCUAUAUCUACCGUACCAAAUUCUGGGGACGAGGGGACAAAUUCAAGCGGGGUGAAAAGGGAAAGAAGGAAACCCUCCGAGCGGGGGGCGGCUAGCUCUGCUGCCAUUAUGGAUACACCUCUUCGAACUGGCAAAAAUAUUGCGGCUUCUGAAGCUAAUACUUCAUCGGGGAGUGAAGAUAUCUUGGGAUCUGCAGCAGUCACUAGCAAAUAUAGUCUGAGAGGAGGGCGUUUACCGCAGAAUAACUCGACCGGCGACGAAGAAAUUGUGGAGGUUCAGACAGCUUCUUCAGCAUUUGGCAGAGGACGUCCGGCAAAAGGGGCAACUCGUGCUGUCAGGCCCGUCGAUACAAGCAACGACAAAAAUGGACCAUCUGCGGCUAAGAGAGGAAGACAGGCAUCAAAACCACAAGCAUCGCAAGCAGAGUCAAGUGCUUCAUCAGUUGCAAAGAAAGGUAAUAAGUCACUGAACUCGCAGUCGCGAACAACUUCGGAGAAGCCUUCUAAAGCGGGUAAGCGACCGUCAGAAAAGGCUUCGCAAAUAGAACAGUCCAAGCGCAGGCGCAAAUCUGAGGGGAGUGAGUUAUUCCAAAGUUUCCACCUGUAGCUUAUAAUCUCUAUGUCAUUAUGGAGAUAUACUAAUUGCAUCAGCAGAAGCUGAACAAAACGUCCAGAAAACGAAGCGUCCUCGCGUCAGUGAGGUUGCCCAAGAAGAGGUUCACGAUGAAGAAGUGGACGAGGACGAGGACGAGGAUGAAUUGGUACCAUACCAACGUCUGGUACCGGUGAUUCGCAAAGUACAUCGUCAUACAAUUGACGCAAAAUGGCAACCGCUACCACCAGAAUGUGUCGAACUUAUUUCCCAAUUACUUGUCGAUGCACAACGGCCUGUAGUCGCACGUCAAACGGACGAAACCAAGAGAGCACAAGCCAAUACUGCUUUACAAUGGCUAUCACGAAAACUCGUUCGUAAGAUUUCCAGGGGACUUCCAUUCCCGGUAGGAACACAACCCCAGCCUGAGGAUGAAUUCAAAUUUGACAAAAUCAUCGAUCGUAAUCGAAUCCUGGAGGGCCAAUUGACUGCCGAGAUUGAUGCCAACAAGCUCUUGGAGGAAAACUUGGCCAAGGAACAAGAAUUGUUGGCAGCAGAAAAAGCCGCAUUGCUGGAGCUUGAGACCAAUGCAAAGACAGAGGCUUCCAGACGGAAGGAAGCUGCACGAAAAUCACAUCCCUUACUCCACUCAGAAGUCGCGCAGGGCAGUGAUGAAUUGGGCUUGUCUGUCAUCAAUAGUCGGGUGCUGCCCAGCUUAGACGUACGUUAUAUUGUCUCGGUCUUCCUUGGUCCUACUAACCUAUUCCAGGUCUCACAGGAUGAAAAGUUACAGGCAGUUAUUCGGGAGGUUGAAGGUCACGUCGACAGUCUGCAAAGUAAUAUCAAACAACUUGAGGGUAUACCUGACGCCAUCUCGAAGGCGAAAGCCGCAGUACAAGUCACGCUAUUCGAUCACCUAGAAGAGACUAGGUAUAAAGAUGUACUUCUGGGAUCUGGAUGA